Messenger RNA from Cuscuta europaea, 1190 nucleotides. Lineage: Eukaryota; Viridiplantae; Streptophyta; Magnoliopsida; Solanales; Convolvulaceae. The record is from the annotation of a GenBank genome assembly.
CCUGUCUCCAGCGUUCACCAAUCCAAUUCCAGGUUUCAAGCAAUUGUACCCAUCCAGGCUUCAAGCUCCAGGUCCAAUCCAGCCCAACAGUUUGGGCAGCCCAAAGUCCAGCAAACUCCAGCUUACGUGCUCUGCUUCCUGUCCACUCCAGCUUACAGCUCUACUUCGCUUCCGUCGGCUGCCCACUCCUUGCUCCGCCUCUCCUCCGGUCUCCUAGUCCACCGCUUCCCGACGCCCGUGGCUGCUCACUGCCUUCCCGCCCAGCUUCCCAGGACGCUGACCGGCGGCUGCCACUGCCCUAGAAUGGAAAUUCAAAAUGAUGAACCAAUGCAUGAGUGCGGCCAAAAGAUCUUGGAGAUCUUCUCAGAAUUUAUGACAAGGAUUGUAAAAAUCGAGGAACUAGCAUCCGUAGGAAACAGAAUGCUAGUUGGCUUCCAGCAAGGACUUGAGUAUGUUCGAAGGCCUCAGAUUGAAGAGAAAUCUGAGCUGGUUGAGUUCAUUCUUAAAGCUAAUCAAACCAAGAGACUGGUAUCCUAUAUUGAAGCUGGAUGCAAGAACACCAAUGAUAGUAUUAAUAGUAUAAACAAGUAAGUGCAUGUGUGCCUCCAAGGACUCCAAGAUCUUAAGAUGCAAGCAAAAUACUUGAUGGAUGAACUGGAUUGCCUUCUGAAUGAUGCGGAAGCUGUAGUGCGAAGUGCAAAUUAUAGUCUGCCUUGCACUACAAUUGAUCAAGAUAUUAACCGCAGUUUGGAUUUUAAAGCAGAUUUUUUGGAGGAGGAGGUGGCUUCCAGUGUUCUGAAGUCUGAAGUCGUUGACAUUGCUAUGAUGAUGGCUGUAGUAUGCAGUAUGAUUAAGAAAGACUAUGUGAUGCAGGAAAAGAUCAUUUCAUCUCUAAACCUCAAGUCGUCUACUGGAGAGCUGGACACCUACUGUUUAAUGUGGUCACUGCGUCCUUAUGUAGAUGAUGAGAUCAUGGCGAAAGCGUGGAAACUUGUCCAUUGACCGUUGUGAACUUUAUAUUGCGUUACUAUACAAAUGAAACAUUUAGUGUUUUCUUGGCUAUUUAUUUCUUCAACACCGAAUCUCUUGUAUUUCACUGGCCUUGUAACUUUCAUCCUAAUUUGAAAGGCAUUUUUCUACUUUUUUGUUAGCAAAUGUAUUGUCUGGCCUUGCUUAUUUGCAUCACUUGC